CUUGAAAAGUGACCUGCUGGACAUUGAUGUCCUUACAAUAGCCCAAACAAUGACAGUGGACCAGUUCUAUGAUUUGGGAGUAGCUCUUGGUUUCACCAUGCAUCAACUGGAUGUUAUAGAAUACAGGAGGUUCCAUGACAGCGAGCAGACCAUCUAUGACAUGUUGAUGACAUGGAGAGAGAGACAACCAUCUGGCCAAGCAGCAAAGGAAACGCUUCUCUCACUCAUGGAAUCUUUAGAUUCACCAGCAGAAGAAAUGGCCAUCUCAGACAUUGGACUUACUGGAGAAAUUCCUGACAGGACACUACUUGCGCUCGCUCGUCAGAUCAGACCAAAGAAGUUCUAUGAGAUUGGCGGGAAGCUGGGAUUCAACACGUCAGAGUUACAACACAUCGAACAUCGGACAUUAUACAACAGGAAAGACGCUAACAUCCAAUUACUCUCGCGUUGGAUAGCAUCUCAGACUUCAGGGCCUAAAGCAAAGCAGACACUGAAGCUGGUUUGGGAUUCUGUGCAGGACGCAUCGAAAGCAGAGAAAACCAAGGAUGGUAGAUCUGCAACUGGACAUUUUGGGGCCCAUGGAGGAAAGCUGUCUACCAAAUCCCAUGGAUUCACACUCCACAUUCCACCUGGUGCCCUUGAGGAAGAUGAGACAAUCAGCCUUCGGGUACUGACCGAGAUUCCAAAUGGCCUCACACUUAAAGAGGACGAACUUCUAGUCAGCCAUGGCUUCCAGUGUUACCCGUCUGGACUAUGCUUUAAGAAACCGGCAAAGCUGAUAAUACCUCACUGUGCAUUAGUCACUGCUCCUAACAAAGUACAGACCGUACUGUAUUCCUGGAAUCAGUCAGGUACACCUAAACGGCUUCAACAUUCUCCCGACAUUACUUGUUCAGUUCAAGAACGGUGGCUAGAGAUUUCAAUCAGCCAUUUUUCUGGAGGAUACUUUGCGAUAUAUUGGGACUGGCUAUUUCUGAAGGGCAUCUUACUGUCAUGCAUGUCGUUUCUACCUAGAGUCGUGCCUUCAAAUAGAUUACCAAUACUGGAGGUUCGCUUCGCCAAGAAGCCUCAUGGCCAGAAAUGGAACGACGUCCAUGUAUUAAAUGACCCCCAUCUCCAACCUGUGAAGACCGAUGACGAUGAAGUUCUGUUUCACCGAAGCAAACUAAGCGUCACUUGUCAGCCAGUGAGUGGGAAGAGUCCAGAGACACAGGUAUAA
This is a messenger RNA of Strongylocentrotus purpuratus (purple sea urchin), 1219 nucleotides long. RefSeq lists its product as uncharacterized. NCBI's taxonomy places the organism in Eukaryota, Metazoa, Echinodermata, Echinoidea, Camarodonta, Strongylocentrotidae. The record is from RefSeq and is a predicted model, not a curated record. Gene Ontology annotation, cellular component: membrane. Gene Ontology annotation, biological process: netrin-activated signaling pathway. The transcript has 6 exons. Gene Ontology annotation, molecular function: netrin receptor activity; protein binding. Bases 50 to 1219 code for a protein of 389 amino acids.